Molecule: messenger RNA, 1641 nt
Organism: Somion occarium
Lineage: Eukaryota; Fungi; Basidiomycota; Agaricomycetes; Polyporales; Cerrenaceae
Source: the annotation of a GenBank genome assembly
CACUCAUCCGACCAAGAUCCAGCUUUUAGGUUGACCAACUACUACGUCUGUCUAGUAAACGUCAAGAUGCAAUUUCCCAAUCAAUGCUCAUUGAUCGUAUGGCGAUAGCGUCCAAGUUUCGCAGGUGGACAUGUCCCCAGGUGAUGCGGAGAUAUCUUCAAUUGCAACGAGCAACAUGUUUCUUUUGACCGAAGAGAGGUCUUAUCGGGCUUGAGAAGGCUAAGCAGCGUCUCGCUGAUUUCUGUGAUCAUCUGUAUGGCCUGUCUUUUGACGGCUGUGACUUGAUCUUUCUUCAACAGUGAUCCUUCCCACCGCGAUAUAACUUCGAUGCUGCUAUGCUAAAUGUAUAAGUAGAGUCAAUCGUCAGUCUUUAAUCACCUUCUAUUCCCCGUAGAGAUGGGACUGCAAGUUCGAUAUACCAUUCCUUCCGACCAGCAGGGCCCGUUGGAUCUAAAUGUCUCAUUGGCUGCUGUCUCUAUGACAUGUAUCAGUUAUGGUAUGGUUCAUCACUUCUAUCUGGCGAGCAGAGCACCCUGAAUCUUGUAUUGAACCGGACAGGCACGCAGGCUAUCUUAUGCUUCCAAACUCUCCGACGCCUCUGGGUCCGGAAACCGAGUACUCAUUUUAUCAAAUUUCUUUUCUGUUAUACCGUAUUUCUGGGAAUGAUCAAUACCAUAUGGGUCGUCACCGCUCCUUUCAGCAUCCAGGCUACAGCAGCAUGGUGGGAAGGCUGCUCUCCCCUAAUAAACUUUCGUCCCGGACGCGGUGUCUUUCAAUGUUCGACGGAACAUCUGCAAGAAAAGCAACGAUUGGCUACACUUCUUGACACAAUAUCAGUAGUAGCAUAUAUUGUGUGCACAUUCUGCGUAGACGCCUUACUGAUAUGGCGUUGCAGGCAUUUUUGGGAAAUCACCUUCUCUAGAUACGCGAACCAAGUCGUGAUUCUACCUCUGAUGAUGCUCAUUGGUGCACUGGUCUCUAGCAUGUUUUUCUUUCCAGAAACCGCCCGGCCACUGAACAAUAUAUACUUGACCAUCUUACUGUCCAAUAACAUUCUUCUGACGUCACUCAUCAUCGCCCGGCUGACAUACUGCAAACGGAAUAUCCAGAAGCUGUUCGAUGAGGCUCACACUGGACAUUACACGUUCAUCUCCGCGAUGUUCGUAGAGUCAGCCGCCUUCAACGCUGUUAGCUCGAUCCUCAUGAUCGCGACAAUUUUGGCGAAGAAUGAUACGUUCCAAAUCUGGUAUGCCAUCGAUCCUGCCAUUCAGGCGUGCUCCAGCUACUUUAUCAUAUAUAGAGGGCUACAGGGCAUUCGAGGAAGCUGGAGUGACGAUCCACUCACGCGUGAGAUGUCAUCCGUUGUCUUCGUCGAACCGGAGCUUUCUAGGCGGACUGAUCAGGCUUCCGCUGUGGAUCGGACAGAUCAUACGGAAACUAGGUCGAGCGAUCACACAGGGGUGAGUAUUCAGGAUGUCGGACUGAAAGGCUCAGACGAAGUGUGCGGUAAUCCUGGAAGCAUUGUUUCACACUAUCAAGUAUAAUUCCAAUAAAUCUAUUCUGGUCGCCUCCACGAUGGCGAUCUUGCAGCGACUGUCAAGUAAUUGAAUGGAAUGGAGGCAUUUGUUUGAAGGUCGUCUC